Messenger RNA from Aspergillus luchuensis, 687 nucleotides. RefSeq lists its product as uncharacterized. Lineage: Eukaryota; Fungi; Ascomycota; Eurotiomycetes; Eurotiales; Aspergillaceae. The transcript has a single exon. The record is from RefSeq and is a predicted model, not a curated record. Bases 1 to 687 code for a protein of 228 amino acids.
AUGUCUAAACCAUUCAAGAUCCCGCUUCACUGGAUCAAUGUGCUCAAAGAACUCCUUCAGAAAUACACACAACGUCGAUUGACCACCAACGUUAUCCUCUGCGCGCUCAUAUGGACAUCAGUCACUCGUGUGCGAGCCCAACGCAAUCCCGCUCUCAAAGUUCAAACAAGUCGCUUAGUGACAGCUGUUAACUGCCGAUCGCGUAUUAUGGGAGAUUUGAACUCUGUGCCCGGGGAUCAACAGUACUUGGGUAACGUUGUGCUCUACGCCAUGACAAGCUUCCCAGCUGCUAACCUCGCCACGGCCGAUGAGGAUCCAAUACGCUCGCUGGCAACGAUAUGCGACUGUAUCUCAAAUUCGCAGUCGUCCUCAACGAUCAACUCACGCCAUAUUGCUGAAACCUACCGGCUUGUGGAUUCCAUGGAAGAUUAUAGGUCUCUUUAUGCGGGUUGGGACUUGUUCGGGUCUCGUGAUUUUACCAUUACAAGUUGGGCAGAUUUGGAUCUUUAUGAUUUGGAUUUUGGGCCUCUGCUUGGGAAGCCGGAGUUUGUUAGACUGCCCUAUAUGGAGGCGGAUGGUGUAGCUAUUAUUCUACCCCGUCGGAGGUCGGGCCCUGAUGAAAUUCUCCAAGUGAUGGUUAUGCUGCGGUGUGAUGAUAUGGAGUCCUUGGAAGGAGAUGGUAUGUGA